CUUGAGCUCCGUCAACCUCAAGCCAGAGCCCGUCCAUCACGAUUCAAGAACUCACCCCGCCUCCCACAUCAACGCCCUCCAUCUCGGAAGCCCCGUCGAAGAUAACAGAGGCAGCGCAAAUACCUGCAGAACCGACCGUAAACAAGAGCCGACAAUGGAUACCCUCGUGGCGCGGUACAGCCGCCCGUCAUACCAACAGAAUGAGGCCUUCUCGGAGCAAGAGCAGCAGGACCUCGCCGACGCCGUGCCCAGUUUCUCUCUCAAAUUUGCCAUGCCACCGGUAGCACAUCCGUCGGCGUGGCUCCGCGCAGCAACAGACGACCGCUCCAACCCGUCGUGCCCGAUCAAGAUCGCGCACGGCACAACCACGCUCGCGUUCCGCUUCCAGGGCGGCAUCAUCGUCGCCACCGACUCGCGCGCCACGGCCGGCAACUGGAUCGCCAGCCAGACGGUGAAGAAGGUGAUCGAGAUCAACUCGGACCUGCUCGGCACCAUGGCGGGCGGUGCGGCCGACUGCCAGUACUGGCUGGCCUGGCUCGGCAUGCAGUGCCGGCUGCACGAGCUGCGCCACAAGCGACGCAUCAGCGUGGCCGCGGCGUCCAAGAUCCUGGCGAACCUGGUGUAUCAGUACAAGGGCAUGGGCCUGUCCAUGGGGACCAUGUGCGCGGGCGUCACCGAGGAGGAAGGGCCGGCGCUCUACUACAUCGACUCGGACGGCACGCGGCUGGAGGGGAAGCUGUUCUGCGUCGGCUCGGGCCAGACGUUUGCGUACGGCGUGCUCGACGCCGAGUACCGGGAGGACCUGACGGUGGAGGAGGCGCUGGAGCUGGGCAGCCGGGCCAUCCUGGCGGCCACGCACCGCGACGCCUACUCGGGCGGCUUCAUCAACCUGUACCACGUCAAGCAGACCGGCUGGGUCAAGCACGGGUUCACGGACACCAAUCCGGUGUUCUGGAAGACCAAGCUGGAAAAGGGCGAGUUUAGCAACGUCACGAGCAAUUUCGAGUAGCUUGGGUUUUUGCGGGUGGGUGGGUGGUGGUAGUGCAUGAAACUUAUGGGAUCUCACGAACUGGAAGAAGACACGGCGGCGUCUCAGUUAAUGGGAUCAUCCAGGACGGGACGGCGAUGUCCCACCGGCUUUGUACAUGUACACCAGAGCUUUUUGGCCGUCCUUGGCAGAAGUGCUACUCCAUAAUGCAUGCGGUCU
Chaetomium strumarium is the source of this 1207-nucleotide messenger RNA. Its product is annotated as nucleophile aminohydrolase. The record is from RefSeq and is a predicted model, not a curated record. Gene Ontology annotation, molecular function: threonine-type endopeptidase activity. Gene Ontology annotation, cellular component: proteasome core complex. The transcript is spliced from 2 exons. Bases 155 to 1009 code for a protein of 284 amino acids. NCBI's taxonomy places the organism in Eukaryota, Fungi, Ascomycota, Sordariomycetes, Sordariales, Chaetomiaceae.